Molecule: messenger RNA, 1551 nt
Organism: Phaeoacremonium minimum UCRPA7
Lineage: Eukaryota; Fungi; Ascomycota; Sordariomycetes; Togniniales; Togniniaceae
Product: putative s-adenosylmethionine decarboxylase proenzyme protein
Exons: 2
Coding region: 1-1551 (516 amino acids)
Biological process (GO): spermine biosynthetic process; spermidine biosynthetic process
Cellular component (GO): cytosol
Molecular function (GO): adenosylmethionine decarboxylase activity
Source: RefSeq, a predicted model, not a curated record
AUGGUCGAUCUUGAGGUCCCCAACAACUACACGUUGUCGCCAUCAGAGGCUACACCUCAUUUGACCAUCAAUCAUGACGUUGCCGCAGAUCUAGACUCUAGCAAUGCCUUUGAAGGCCCAGAGAAAUUGCUAGAAGUAUGGUUUGCACCUAGUGCUACGGCUCUGCCUCCCGGAGUCAAGGAACAUGGCUUGAAGUCCGUUCCUUCCGAGACAUGGGUCGGCAUGCUGGAUCUUGUUCACUGCCAGAUCCUCUCUGUCAUCUCGUCCGAGCACAUGGACGCCUACCUUUUGUCCGAGUCGAGCAUGUUUGUUUUCCCCCACAAGCUGAUUUUGAAGACUUGUGGCACAACAACACUUCUCCUCGGACUGAAGCGCCUGCUUCGGAUCGCCGCUAUCGAAGCGGGCUUUCCAUUCCACAAUGUUGCUUCUAUCGAAGAUGAUACCGUGGCGGCCACUCCAUACAGGGUGUUUUACAGCCGAAAGAACUUCUUGUUCCCCGACAAGCAGCAUGGUCCUCACCGCAGCUGGUCCGACGAAGUCAAAUUCCUCGACACUUUGUUCGAAGGUGGCAGUGCGUAUUUGGUCGGGAAGAUGAAUGGUGACCACUGGUACCUGUACAUCACCACACCGAGCCCUCCGCUCACACCUCCCCGUACCCCUGAAAGCGAAAGUGGCAGGGCCACACCGGUCAAGAAUGCCAAGAUCCCGACAGGCUUGGUGCUGCCAUUCGCCGACACCGACGAAGAGGAUAGCAACGAUGAGACGCUCGAGAUUCUUAUGACCGAUCUUGACCCUGAGAAUGCCAAGCAGUUCUACCUGGCACACGCGAGUGCGGUCGCGCGUGACCGGGCUGCUGAGGCUCAGGAGGCAAGACUGUCGGCUGCCGAGCACCUCGGCGCCCUCUCCGAGCCCGUUCCAAAUACCAACGGCUCAGACUCGACAUUCGACGUAUUCAGCAAUGGAAACGAUGCUCCAGCUCACUUGACUGACACGGAAUCUUUGACGACCGAGGGUCAUGCUCUCGGGACUGUUGUUGCAGACCACUGUGGGCUGGUGGACGUUUAUCCAACCUCGAAAUACCCGGACGCUCGCAUCGAUUCGUACCUAUUUUCGCCGUGUGGGUUCUCUGCCAAUGCUGUGAUUCCUGCUCCGCAGCCAGUCCUCGAUGACGCCGCGCAGGGCGACCAAUCCCCCAAAGCAGCUCAUUACUUCACUGUUCACGUCACCCCUGAGCCGAAUUGCAGUUUUGCAUCGUUCGAAACCAAUGUGCCCGGGGGUCAGAAAGGCCGCGAGACGAGCGACGUGAUUGACCAUGUGGUGGGAAUUUUCAAGCCAGGGCGCUUCAUCGUCACGCUUUUCGAAGCCAAGGGGCAAGCCAAGCGGGCCAAUGAUCCUUACAGCUUGCGCAAGUCGCGCACUGAUGCUGUUCGAGGAUAUCGCAGGGUCGACCGUAUCGUGCACGUAUUCGAUGAUUAUGAUCUAAUCUUUGGAUUCUUCGAGCGCGACGGUUGGAUUGGUGAUGGUGGAGCUCGGGUGGGAGAGGAAAUGUAA